This is a messenger RNA of Papaver somniferum (opium poppy), 1687 nucleotides long. RefSeq lists its product as uncharacterized. The record is from RefSeq and is a predicted model, not a curated record. The transcript has 3 exons. The coding region runs from base 394 to 1431 and encodes 345 amino acids. Gene Ontology annotation, cellular component: cytoplasm. Lineage: Eukaryota; Viridiplantae; Streptophyta; Magnoliopsida; Ranunculales; Papaveraceae.
UAGGUUAAAGGUUAUUGAUGGUUUGUGCGACAAAAUAAGUCAGAUACGUGAGAAUACAUUACAUUUCAUCACAAAUUCGGAAAUUCCUUUCCUGUGAUCCAUUUCUAUACUUCCUUCUUCUGAUUCUCUUUUUCAUCCCCUGAACUGCUCUCAGGUUCUCAAAGUCACGAUCUGAUCAAUCUAACUUGAAAAGUUCUAUCUGGGUGAACCAUCUUUUAAGUCUCUCAUAUUUCUCCUAAAGCACAUCUUCUUUCAUUCAAAUUUUGAUCUGGGUAUGUUAAAUUUUACCCCUUUUCGUUAUAUCCGAAAACAAAUUGAUGAAUUGAUCUAUCUUCUAAAUCACCAUCUGUACUCUUGAGCUAUUAUAAUUUCGUUAUAUUCUAAUGUUAUGUCAUGAUGAACAUCUUCUCGCAUGGGAGUCCUAAAUCCUUUCAUGCUUACCCUAGUAGUGAUUUCGAUUUAGAAUCAGGAAGUUAUAGAAAAACACGAAAGCCUAAAACUUUACUAUCUAACUCCAGAAAAAUGUUGAAAUCCUUAGGAAAUCGCUUACAUUACUAUUACAAAUUACAUCCCAUUCUUUUCUUUUUCAUUUCGUUAUCGUUUGGGGUCACUGUUUUAAUAGUUCUCUCUGUAUACGAAAGUCAAUACCGUGGAAUAUUAACUAGUCAGAGGAAAUUUGAUUUAGGUUCUUCUAGUUCUAAUCCGUUCUCGAAAUAUCAAAAUUUAGUAAUGGUUGCUGGGCAUUCAGUUUAUAUAAGUAAUAAUUGUGGGAAAUUGGAUUCCGAGGAUUCAUGGUAUUUAGAAUCAUAUCAGAAGCAUCCUGGACAGGCUGCUUCGUUUUUGAGUCAUAUAAAAGAAGGGGUUGAGAUUGCGGCCAGAGAUGAAGGUGCAUUGCUUUUGUUUAGUGGUGGUGAGACUAGGAGAGAUGCUGGUCCUAGAAGUGAAGCUCAGAGUUAUUGGGCAGUUGCUGAAUCACAAGGAUGGUUUGGAAACAAAGAGGAUGUGAGAUCGAGGGCACUCACAGAAGAACAUGCUAGGGACAGCUUUGAAAACCUUCUAUUUAGUGUGUGUCGGUUCCGGGAACUUACUGGCAUUUAUCCACAUAACAUCACUGUGGUGGGUUAUGAUUUUAAGGAGGAAAGGUUUGCCCAGCUCCAUCGUUCUGCGAUAGGCUUUCCUGAGGAGCGAUUCUUUUACAAGGGUACCCCAGUCUCAUCUACUUCCAAGGAAUCAGCGAUCAAAGGUGAAGCUUUAGUCAGGACACUAUUUCAAGAUGACCCAUAUGGAUGUUUAGGUCCUCUUCGACGUAAGAAGCUUGGUCGAGAUCCAUUCCACCGCUCUAUUCCAUACCCUAAUGGGUGUCCUGAACUAGAAGGGUUAUUCAGAUACUGUGGUGCAUCUACUUACCCUGGCACCCUUCCUUGGCCUUGAUACCUGUAAUAACCCUACUGUUAUCUAAAAAGUUUAUUUUCUAUUUAUAGUUUAAAAAUAUCUAUAAACCCACUUCUUUUACUAGGAAAAAAAAAUAGUAGUAAUAUUUACAAAUGGUCAAGGUGCGUUGACCAACAUUUUGACAGCUAAAUGAUAUCCAAAAUGGAUUUGGUUCAGCAGAGGACAUGAAUACAUGAUGCAACUCUAUUGGAAGUCUCACUUGUAUUCUUAAAUUUUAAGAUUUUCACUUAACCAA